GCAAUAUGGCUUCCGCCAGCGCGAGCAAGUGAGAGUAGUCAAGUUGACAAUCGCGUUUGUUUCGCUUUAAUCAUCAAAUAUCUUGAGGGACAAAUAAUACGUGUACUCACGUAAUAGCUCGAUUCGCGUAUUCGCUUCGUGGGAAUAUUGUUUUUUCGUGUUCUCGUUGACGUUACGAGUGUCCGAGGAGUUUUGAAAUCUCGAGAUUACCGAGAUCGUGUGUGCGAGCGAGGGAGACGGAGAGCGCGAGCGAGAAGGAGAAUCCGUGAAAAGGAGUAGCAGAGAGCAGUGGUGGGAAAGAGAGAGAGAGACGCAAAAAACAGACAGAGACAGAUAGACGGUGGCUGAUCAAGUGUGGAGGGCACGGUAGUCGUUGUGUCGUCGAUCGGUACACAAACCUCACGCCAGAGCGCCCCUUCUCUCUUCCAAUUGAUACGUGUGUGCGCGUUUAAAAGUGUACAAACCCUCUAUGUGCAUGCACUCGUGCACACGUCUGCAUAUGUUUCUUUUUCGCGUCGAGAACAUUUUGCUCCAUCUCUUUCAGCCCUCGGAGCACGUUUGUCCACGUAAAUAAAUUUAAUAAUGAAAAUAAAUGAACAAGGAGACUCUUUACGCGAGUGUAAACGAUUUUGAGUUUUAAACGAGCAUUUUAAAGUCGCGAACGUUUCGCGUUGAAAACAAAUCUUGGAAAUAAUAUUCUUUCUUUUGCUAAAACGUGGGAGCCCGAAUAAGCCGCUCUUCGUUUUUUUUUUCUCGUCAGGAGAAGCUCGCGCGCACCUUUUGCUUCGCAUUGACUCGAGAAUGUUGACGACGUGCGCGGCUGACAGUAUGAGAAAACAUCGAAAAUUUAAAAACACUCGCUAACGUGCCAACGCCGUGACGUUUUUUUCCUUUCAUUUGUUCGCCCAUGCGCGUACAUUCUGAAUAAUCGUUUUUCAAAAUGCAGAUACGGGACAAAUGUGGAUGAUAACGGAUUCCGUUAAAUCACGAAGAUACAUAAAUUUUCUUGGGUUUCGUGUGUUUUUACAAGUAUCUCCGGAAUAGAGUACUCGCCGUAACUGUUUUACCGCGCAUCAACGCGCGCUCGAGUCUCUCCGUCCGUGUGUCUUCUGUUUGCAAAAGAGAAAGAAGGAUAUUUAUACGCAUAUCGAGAAAGAGAGUGAGCGAGUGCGACCGGAGCGUUUCGUCCCUCCCCUCCUUCUCUUUUUCACCGCUCUCGCACACAACUCGAGUCAUUUUCUCUGCUGGUCGUUCGGCUAAAGCGUGUCGAAGUGUUCUCGCGCGCGUACACAUCGAGAGCGAGCACACGCGCUCACACCCAUACGAAAUACGUUCGUCUUCUCUCCUCGAGAGACAUUGUUAUCCUCGAGUCUUUAACAUGUGUACAUGAAGCCAAUAUCGCAUCGUAGAACGCCUGUUUAUACUUUUAUACGUAUAUUCCGAGGUGCGCGUUCGUCCCGAGUCUUCUCCGCGGCUGUCCAAACUCUCGACAAUCAUCUCGAGGCAUCAAUUAAUCUCCUUAAUAAAUAAACGGUUCGAUCGGGCCCCGAAUCACCGGUGAGACACCCACCAUCCCACCAGCAAGAGAAACAUCUGAGAAGAGAGGAGAAAGGGAGAAAUUAAAAAACGGCGUCGAGUGCGAGAGAGGGAGAGAAAGCAGGGAAACGCGGCUUUCCGAGAGAACGUUUCUCGCUGCGAGGUGGUGAGAGCGAGCGAGCGAGCAAGAGACAAAUACACAGCGAGAGAAAGAGAGGCCACGGUAGAGUAGAGUCGGUGGUGGUGCUCUCGUGCCUGCUCCCUGCCCGUCGUCGUCGUAGUCUCUCCGACGUCCUCGUAGUAUAGUCGUCGUCGAUUUUUGUGCUCUCCCCGUGCGUGCGUGUAUGCGGCAAACCGUACAACGGUGUGCACAUUGGUGUGCGCGCACGAGAAGCUCGACGAGGCGCGCAACGAUGAAACGUCCGAGUGAGAGAGAGAGCCAGAAGAAGGAGAAGGAGAAGGAGAGUCCUGAGGAGUGAGCGAGCGAGCGAGCGACGUUGCCGGAGCUCUCUUCCACUUUCCCCUCCUCCCGCUUCCCGCGCCUUACCGCCCCCCGCCCUCGGCCCUCUCUCCGGGACAACUCGUGCCACCGCUAUCGCGCGUAGUAGUAGUAAUACACUGUAUAAACACAUAUUUAUACGUGUAUAUAUGUAUAUAGAAAUAGAGCGAGGACGGUGAGGAAGAAGACAGGAAAAAAGAGAAGCCGAUUUAUACGAGUGUCUUCUUCUUGCUCCGCUUGUGUUUUUGUGCGCACACGUGUGUCCGUGUGUGCGCGCGCGUGUGCUAUAACGACAGAGCACUGCAGAUACGUAUAUCAGAAGAAGAAUACAAAAAGGGAGAGAGAAAAAAAGUGAAGCAAGUUGCUCGACGGAACGCAUAAAAAAGGCUAAACAGACUGGCCGAAAGUGUUGCUCGUUUAAUGGAAAUACAUCGAGAGCGAAGCGCGCUUCGGGAACCUCUUCGAGAUAGCCAAAGAAAUAUUGUUGUCAUUUUCGUAUUACACGAUUGAGGAACGAUUGAGACGAAAGACUACUCUCUAAGGGGCUCGAGAACUCUUUCCGCGAAGCCGUCGUUCCUCCCGUUCCUUAACCCGCGAACCUCGCCUCGUUUCCUCACUCUCGGUGUCCCUUCUGGCCUCUGUGUUACCUCCUCAAUCUCAAACGUUACGUUGUGCUACUGGAGAAUAACGCGGCGAAGAAUACACGCUGAUGCCAUGAGAGACAACCAAGUGACGGACGACACGUGACACUACGACGCGUUACGAGGAGAGCACGAGCUCGCGCGCCUCUCUGUCCCCUUAAAAAACUCGACGCCAUGAAGAGGCCUCGCGUGGACCGGGACCGGCUUCGAGAGCGGGAACGUCAGGCCCGCGCGGCGAUGUCGGUCCAGGCGGAACAGGCGGCAGCGGGAGGCGGUCCGGACACCCGCCACGGCCAUCACCAUCACGGUCAUCACAAUCACGGGCAUCAUCACACAAAUCCACACGCGUCCGCUUCCUCAUCGCUCUUUCCCCGUGCCCCAGUUAGGGUAAAUCCGGACGCUCAGGAUCGCACAACGCUUCAGAUACAAUCGAAACUGGGUGAUUAUACCCUCGUGAAGCAUUUGCUCGACGAGCCCAAGCGUCUGAUUGGGAUCGAGGGCAUACCGGCUAGUCCAGCGCCCGCGGGCGCUUCUGCUGCUAGAAUACCCUCGGUCACCAACACAUGCAGGAGCUCACCGUCGUCCCAAGAGUUCAAGAAGCCCGGAAGCGGACCUCGCUCCUCGUCAGGCUCGAACUCAUCUUCCUCGGCGAGCAACGCCAACACCGGUACAACCACCAAUCCAACCUCCUCGACAUCCUCGAGUCACGCGUCACAAAGAGGUGGAUUCGUCAAACCUGCCGACGGCAAACCGCCUUACGGCGGCAGAGGGGGAUAUCCUGGCUUACCGGUCAAACACGGUGGCAACAGCAACGAUCAUCGGAGCCACGGAAUUCUUCCGGCCAAGGGACCACCUCUUUCUUCUUCUUCUUCUUCUUCUUCUUCUUCUUCUUCUUCUUCAUUGUCCACCUCCUCCUCUUCGUCAACUACGAAUCCUCAUACGGGAACAACGGGUUCGAGCGGUAGUCUCGUGACUUCCGGUAACGGCUCUUCAACCGUUACGAACACCAGCUCCGGUACUCCUGUUAACUCCAACAGAAUACACUCGGCAGCUUCCAGAUUAUCGAGGCUACCCCUCGACAAUGGUACGGUUUCUCGGCACGGUAUUAACGAAAACUCGGCCGAUUUGGAGCACAUUCUAAAGGAAAUGACGAUGCCGCCCACACCACUCACGGCCAUAGCUCAGACACCGAGGAAAGAGCUCGAGUCCAAGUUCACUUUCAAUCCGGUCCUGGCUAAGCUGACCGAGGUGCCAUCAGUCGAGCCAUCGAAGCCACCGCCUCCUCCACAACGCGAGCGGCACGCAACUACCAGGCUAUCAGCGGAUCUCGAACGCGAUCUUAGCCUCUCCGAAGACAGUGAGGAUGAGGGUACCGUCAAAGGCACCGGGUCAAGGCUUCCAAGAGGCAACAGAAGUCCCGAUCUCACCGUUGAUCUCUCGAAACCGUUGAUACCGGUGAUGACGCCAGCUCCGCCACCUCUAGCCCCCAUGUCGCCAAUGGGAAUGUCCCCACUUGGCCCAUUAUCGCCGACGAGACCUCUCAGCCCACCACCAUCCAUGACACCACCGAAACAAAUGACGCCUCAACGCGUCCUCUCACCACCCCCGGCAAGUCCACUCGGUAAGCGCUCCCCCAGUCCAAAGAUCAUUCACCAAAGGCCACCCAGUCCACCAGGACAAGCUCCGCAAAGCUCCGGAAGCGCUAGCUCCAGCUCCGAUUCCGGAUCCGACUCCGGCACCGACAGCAGCGAUGACUCCGAGGACGAAGUCGCUCCAGCCCCUGCCAAAGGCCCGACUACACCGCCUUCCGUCUCACCCAAACCAACCCUCGAAGAACCCCCACCAGCCGUCGAGGAAUCCAAACGGUGGAAUCUCAGCAGCUUUUUUAACAAAACCGCCGUUCAAUCGGGGGAUCAAAAUUCCGAAAAUAAACCUCUUCAGGAUGACACGGCUAGACGGGGAAGUUCACCGGAGAGAGUCAACGCGGAAUCGAGAACGCGUCGCAAUGAUCCUGGUCACGCGAGCAACACGGAUUGGCAACUCGAUGAAGCUCUGAAGAGGACGAGAAACGCGCCCAUGUUGACCCUGUUGAGCGAUAGCGACCACCAUUCAGACGCUGAUAAACCGAUGCGUCAAUCGGUCGAAGAGACAAGGUCACAGGCUGACAAACCAAAGCCCCAGGACGCGAGGAAACGUGGACGUCCGAGAAAAUCAACGAAAAGUCCGAAGGGUCGGAGAACCCCGUCCGAAGAUCCAAAGUCGAGCGGUGGAAAGGCGCGUAGUAGAACGCGAGUCGUCAGUAGCCCAAAGAAAAAAGUGCCGAUCUCAAAACCUACGGUCGACACGAGUGACGAUGCAACCGACGCGAGGUCUCCAGAACGUUCGAGCGACUCGGAAGCAGAGCGACCUCGGAUCAGUUCGCCGGUACCAGCGGCGGAGAAGCGUCGAUCACGAUUGAGUAUAACGUCGAGCGACGAGGAGAGAGUACUCAAUAAGAGUAACAGCGGUUCGGAAGAAGAUCCCCGCUGGCGAAGGUUAUCCCUGAAGCGGAGCCGACACGGUGAAUCUCCGACGAAAAAGUCAGAGAAGAAGAAGAGUCCGGCGAAAUCGAAAUCUCGACGCCCUCGAUCGAGAAUAACGAAUACGUCGGGCUGUGCCACGGAUUCCGACAGCGAAUCCGAGGUCGCGCUGCGAAACAACCGUAUUCAAGUAGCCCGGGUACCACCGAGACCUAGAGCGCCCUUGACGGCACGUGCCACCUCGCCGGAUAACUCGGACAGCGACAAUAGUCCAGCCCCGAAGUUACAGGAGGAAGAUGGUGGCAACGUGCAGGACAAGAAAAAGAGCGACACUCUGAGGAAGCUAUUUUCGAGCGCGAAAGGCGGUGGGAAAGGAGGCAAAGGCGGAAAAGGUGGAAAAGGGGGUGGAAAAUGUGGCAUCUACGUGGAGGAAUAUACGGGCGGUGCAGCGAACACACCGACCGGUAGCGAAAGUCCUUACAAAAGACCAUCUUCGCAAGCCUCAACGGCCACGAGUUUCCCACCAUUGGUUUAUAUCAACGGGGUACCGAGUUUACUCUGUCGACUUGAUCUCAAUAAAAUUCCACACAUACCACAAUCUUCCAGAGGACAGGAACUGAGGCAACGCACCGAAUUGCCGGACACGAGGCCACCCUCGAGAACAUCCUCGAGGCCAUCCUCGAGACAAGCUGCUUCGAACAAUCUACCAUCAGGAGCACCGUCGACGGCUACCAUGUCGACGCCAGCGCCGCGACCCUCAACUCCCGAAGAAGGUGAAAUCAUCGAAACUCCGAGACCUCCCUCCUCAGCUGAUUUAAGGACACACGGUGAGACUGUGAGUGUUAAAGUGAGCGAGGAAAACGAAGAUAUUGGGAUCAAGAGCAAACGUAGCGUUAGUAAAAACGAAACGAAUGAGACCGAAUCAAAAAACCGAGCUGUUCCCGGUGGAAGCGGUAACUCUAGUUGUAGUGCGGGUGUUGGCGGUCACAGUGGUACUUCCGGUAGUUCUUCCGCGACAAACACGAGUUCCGGUUCUAGUGGAAGUGUCGGUAUUGGUAGCGCUAGUGUCGUCCCUCCGGCUGCUGGUAUAAGUGGCAGCGCGCCAAAACGAAAACGUAAUUUGAGCUGUAGCUCAGUGUCGGGUGUGAGUGUCUGUUCCGUUGACUUGAAGGUUAAACGCAGUGGUGAGCACAAAGAGAAGAAGAAAAAGAAACGAAAACACGCUGACAAGGAACCCAAUCCGUCGAGACCUUCGUCUAGUUUGCAACAUGACGUUCAACCUACGAAUCAUGAGCGGGAAGAACAACCCGACAUGAAUCUGUUACCACCGCCGGCGGCACCGCCCCAGCGUGUCUACUAUUCCUACUUCAAUCAUCAGAGGGAAGUUUUGGAGGAUCUGGAUAGGGACCAGAAUCAGUACCUGACGGAAGCAAAAAGAUUGAAGCACAGUGCCGACGAGGAACGUGAUCUCACGGCACAAGGCAUGCUGUACUUGGAGGCGGUACUGUACUUUUUGUUGACCGGCCACGCUAUGGAGUCUUAUCCCGUAACGGAUAGAGCAUCCUUUACCAUGUACAAGGACACACUUAGUCUUAUAAAAUGGAUAUCGUCAAAAUUCAAGAGCCAACAAAACAACUCACCCGAGAGUAGUAUACACAAUAAAUUGGCAAUCUUGAGCUUGUGGUGCCAGUCCCUCAUUUAUCUUAAACUCUACAAAAUGCGCGAGCACGAAGUAAAGGAGUACCAAAAAAUACUAGCUGAUUAUCAUCAAAAGCCGGCGCAACCGACACUAGUACAAGCCGAGGGCCAAAACACACCGUCCUUGUCACCGACCCCAUCGCCUGCUGGCUCGGUUGGCUCGGUCGGCAGUCAAAGUUCCGGUUACAGUAGCGGGGAAUUGGCAAAUCGCGGCGCUGUUGCGGGUCAACCACCUGCGGUAACGUACGUCAGCGUACCGAUGAGCAUUCACACCGCUAUGCAGAAACAGAAUCAGCAAUUUUCGUUACUCAUUAAUUGUCACGAACUCUGGGAUCAAGCGAAUGCUCUUGUGACCGAGAGACAUAGAGACUUCUUCAUCGAGCUGGAUGAGAAAAUGGGUCCUCUGACGUUGAAGAGCUCGCUCUGUGAUUUGGUGCGUUACGUUCAAGCAGGAAUAAAGAAGUUGCGAGCCCUCUGACCCCAGUGGCACAGCCCCCGGCCGCCGACCCCCAAUUACAUAACUUCGCUACCACACAACAUGGCGACGUAUCCGAGCAUGUUGACGUAACCUCCGCGAAGCUCAUGUCGCUGAAAAGGCAAUAAUAAAUUCGAAAGAAAAAUCCUGGACACUGGCUUGACGAGUGGGGUCCAAAUAGGAUAGUCGGCAAAAAGGAAUUGGCAGUUAAACGCACGUUUGGCGCAGUAUCAAAAAAACAAAAUCUUGCGGUAGUAAUCUACCGCAAUUUCUCCCAAGGCAACGAGAGGAUAACCCUACGAAUGGAACUGUUCGAAGAAGCAUGUAAGGGGCCAACGAAAGCAUUCGUUAUACCAGAUAGAACUUAACGAGUCAAUAACGAUUAUUACUCGAUCCGCCGAAUCUAAGAUGUUGUUUUGUUUUUUAUUGAGAAACCUAAAGCAAUUUACUUUCCGGUGAGACUGAUAAGAGCGCAUCACGGAAAAGUGAAAAACUCGUACGAACGAGACAAAUGAAUCUUGGGGGCACAGGCGGAACGUGAUCCAAUUGCGUUUUUACGCUGAUCGAGAUGCAGAAACGAAAAAAAGGGAGAGGCUGCGAAAUUUAGAAAAUGAAGGGAACUUGAGGCCUGAAUCGUGAACGACGAAGUGCCCACACUCGCCUCUACUUUUUCUCUCCAGAAAUGUCCUGCUUUUGUAAUAUGUGCGUAGAUACAAUAAUAGAAAAUUGUCGAGUGCGAGUCUGAAAAUACGAAAAAUGGCGAUUCUCGAACUACUGACACCUUGACAGUCGAAACAAUCGACUCGUUCUUAGUCUCUCCUUCCCCCUUCGUCCGAGACGUUGGGACCGCAGUUCCACUCGCAUCCUCUCGGAUGAUUCGCAACCCCGAAUCUAUAGUUUAUUACGUAUAUAGAUAAAUAUAUAUGAAGGAAAUAAAAAGCAGAUGUAGAUCUAUACAAGUGUAUACAUACAGAUACAUACUUAUAUAUAUAUGUAUAUGUAUAUGAGAAGAAGAGGAAAUACAGGAGAAGGCUCGUUUAUUGAGACCACUGAAGAUGUAGAAAGAAAACAACGCUCGUCCUGGACGCACCGCGGGUCUACAGGAGCCACCGCUAUACAAAAUAAGAAUAAACAUACACAAAUACAAAACCUUGACACAGAGAUGCGGUGAAACAAAUGGAAGGAGAUGAGGAAUGAUUGGCCGAAAUCAAUUUUUUUUUUUACAUUAAGCAAUGACAUGGAAUCGGAGAACAUAGCUUUUAGUCGUAAAUACGCAACAACAGAAACAACAAAAAACUAAAAACCAACAACUAAGAACAAAAUACAAAUUCGUAAAAUAAAUUAGAGUUUAACUUGUUGAGGGACGUAGUGGUUUCUAGAAUACAAUGAUAAUAAACGCCGCGCGAGAUAUUGGGAGAGAGUUUGCAAUUAGUUUGACCGAGUAACAAAAGAUGAAACGGCAACAAAUAUGAACAAACAAACAAACAAACAAAAGAGCAGAAAUCGUGGAGAGGCUUUAAGGAGGCAAUUACGGGGAGGAGGUUAAGAACUCGUAUGUGAAGAGUAUAAUAACGAGAAAACAGAAGUAAUGAUGUAAGUUGCUCAUGUGUAUAUUUUUGUAAAUAGGUAUUGUGAGUGCCGCCGCCUUGAGGGCAGAGUCUCAAACCGCGCAUAAAUUUUGUCUUGCGGUCGGGCUCUUGUCCGCCCCAAUUUUUGCUACCACGUCUUAUCGAGGAUAUUCCAGUCUAUUUCUGGAAAAAUUUCUGUCUCCACCAAGAAUCUUUUGUAAUGAAGAAGCUGUCUCUCUCUCUCUCUCUCUCUUAAUCACUGCUACCCUCACUCUUACCCACGUUUUAUAUUGCUCUUGGCCUUUACGAAUUACACAACGUUUUUUCCUUUAUCCAUUGCAUAAACUCGUCCGAUUAAUCAAACAAAAUUAGUCAGCGUUUUAACAUUCUUUUUGUAUUCCGUUGAUCAUAACGCGAACAUGGUGUCCCAGUGUGUGUGUGUGUGUGUGUGUACGUGCGUAUGGAAGGGGAGGGGGGGGGGGCGUGUGCAUGUGUGUGCGCGUGCGUAUAUGUGGUAAUAAAGGAAACUGGAAUGAAAUUGUCUUUCACAUGUAUGUACGCGAAAAUGAAUAUGAUUUAUAAAAUUGGAACGGGAGAACGAAUUGUUGGCGUAGAUGGUCGUGGUUGGCGGGCCACUGGUCCUAGGUAAACUAAGCGUGCGCGGUCCAAUGGUUCACGGGGUACAAUUUUAUAAAUUCAGCAAAUUAUUUUGCUGAAAAAAAUGUCAAAUGAAAACUAUAAGAAAAGGGAAUUAAAAAAAAAUGUCAUUACGAGGAUAGAAGAAAGAAAAGAUGGACGAUGAAAACGAGAGUGAAAGUUGCUAUCAAAAUAAUUUUUUUUUUUUUGUAUUUUCGAGAUAAUAAGAGAUAUCAUGUAUAUCAUACAUGUGUUAUGAUAUUAUAAUCGUAUGAUGUAUAUCAGGCCCGGAACCCACCGACUUUCGACCAUCCGACGAAGCUCGUUAUUCGUAAAUUCUCCCGUUCAUCUCGGUUAUCGGAGAAAAAAGAAGACUCCGAAAAGAGUAAAUUUUGCAUACUUCGCUCACGUCAGAUGUCGGUUGUUAUUCAAUAUAGGAUAGUUAUUUUUCGAGAAUAUCGUUCUUUAUUAUUGCUAGGUAAAAUAGAAGUUUGUUUAACAACAGUAUAUUAUAAGCAAGAAAACUGAUUGAAAAAAUGUUGAAAAAUCAAUAAUUAGUCAACUUUAUCAGCCGGAAGAAAUCACACGAAACAACAUACAGAGUGACAUGUCGAAAAUAAGAACCGAGAAAACCAAGAGAGCCAGAGAACUAGAGAGAGGGAGAGAGUGUGAGAGAGAGAGAGAGUGCAUGGUUGAAACGGGAAAUAGAUGUCAAGCGAUCCCCGACGAGAUUUAUUUAAAGCAGUUCGUUUCAACACGAGCCUUCACCACUUACACUAUAAUUGUAAUAUAUUUAUAUACUUGCAUACAUAUGUAUAUAUAUAUUUAUGCAUGAACAAACACUUACACCACAAAACUAUCAUGAUUAAUAUUAGGUUAAUAUUACAUUAUUAUUGCUACAUUAUUAUAUCAUAAUUAUUUUAUUAUAUUCGUACCGAACAGUAUACAUAUAUUUAUAUAUAUAUAUGUAUAAGUACAUGUAAUUAUACAUAAAUAUAUAUAUAUAUAUAUAUGUAUGUAUGUAUAUGUAUUGAUAAUUGCCCAUUUUCGAUGAAAGUUCCGUUGAAACUGAACUUGUCUGUCCUCGUGGUUGUGCCAAAAAGUAUAAAAGAAUUGAGAAUAAAUCGAAAAAUAUUUCGUGAACGACGGUUUUAAUCAUCAAUCUGUUAUUUCGAGAAGUAAAACAACUAGCACGCGUAAUUGAAAUUUCGAUUUUCUCGCUAAAUUGAGUAUUGAAGAGAUCGUGAAGCUCGGUGGACAGAAGAGUUUAGUGAAUUCAGGGCCGUGGGUAGUGGGCGGUGCGUGUCAACACGGUGCACAAGUAAUUCGUUAUUUUACGUAGGAUCACGUUUUUUUUGGCUCUUUUUCUUUCUCGUCCUUCCUACUACGAGUCUGUAUUCGUGCAACAGCGCAAUACGACUAUUUGCUGGGAUAAACUUCACGUGCGCACACGUGUAUAUAGACAAAGUUCCGAUUUUAUAAUUUAGAGUGAUAUCAAGAGAAUUGAGAAACCGUUGGAAGAAAAUCGCUCGCCUUUCCUAACUUUGAUGAGCAUCAAAGAUUUUCCUCGGAUAGAUGUAUAGUUCAUUUCAACAAAGCGCGUACGAGAUUUUUUACGCAAUUGCCCCGUCGAAUAGAAAGAGAGAGAGAGAGAGAGAGAGAGGGGGGGGGGAGUCAGUGCUCGUGUGCAAAACGUAUCGUUUCAUAUUUAUUUUAAAAUAAACUCCAAUUACCAGUAAAUACGAGAACAAAAAACUUAAAAAAUAUAUUUCUGAUACACGAAUCAACGAAAAUCUAUGUACGCUGAUUUAUAGUUUAUGGUAUACGUUUCUUUUCGAUCGGAAUGAAAAAUGAAGGACACACCACGUGUGCACACGUUUGAGAAUUCUUACCCCAAGAUUCGGGAAUAAUCGAACAAGAAGACUCGGGCAAACGGACAAUCCGAUAAGGAAUUCAGUUUCACGAUAUUUCUUCUUCUUUUGAAAGGUUCUUUUUGUUUUCAACUUUAGAGUGGCACGUAUGCAAGCGUUGGAAAUCUUUUUUUUUAAUGGAAAUGAAGCAGUAUGAAAAAAAGAUAGGAGAAACAAUAAAGAGUGAAAGAGAGAGAGAGAGAGAGAGACAUGUGAAGGACAACCGCACCAAGGAGAGACCAAACUCGCUUAAUGAGAAAUAAUUACCUAUUCGCUUUUUAUUUAUUAUUAUUAUUAUUAUUAUUAUUGAUUAAUUAAUUAUUAUUAUAUUUAUUGGUGUGAAGGCUGAGAAACACCGUCGAGCCAACACUCCGACGCAGUAAAUUGUUGACACUAAUCUUAUUGUUACUUAAAUAAUAUUGUUCAAGUUAAAAGAAGGAAUAAAUUCAUUGAACAAAAAGAAAUCGAUUGUGGGUUGAAGAAAAAAAAAUGUAUCGUUUAUUAUUGCGCGUGUGUUUUCUACCCGAAUAAUUAUUUUUUCUUGUACAGCAACGAUUUUUCCAAGGACGGAAUAAUAAUAUUACAUUAACUUUUCGUACUCGUCUCGUUCUCUACUGUCGAUAAGGAAAAGAAUAGUGUGAGAAACUCACAGAGAAAAUUCACUCGUAGUGUUGUACUGAAAGUCGAUGUGGGGGAAAAAACCCGUGAUUACACACGGCUCGUGAAAAAACUGUUUAUCGUUGGAUAACACCAUUUUUAGCAUUGUCAUGAAAUUAUAACGCUCGUCGGAGUGAUAUUUAUUAUUGGCUCGGCUCGGUAACCUGAACUUGUGUGAAAUUGCCGCACGCACAAAUAAAAAAUGUGAAAAAAACGUGCGAGUUCCAUGAAUCAUUGACCUCGCAAAUUUUAUGAUAAAUAAUAAUGAACACACAUUUCAAGCAGUUUCGUUGUUUCCUUUAAGUUUAUUUUGUUUUUAUUCUUUUAUAAUUUGUAUGAAAUCAAUGAUGUUUGUGCAACGAAAAAUCGUCGCGAUUCCGAGAUAAAUUUUCUAUGUUCCUGUUGUAAAAAUACUAUUUUGGCGACCCAAUAAACGCAAUGGGAAAUUGUCUUUCUGUUAUUUCCCGUCGAAAUCUGUUCGACCGAGCAUGUAGAAGAAAUUAGCCCGCUACCAGAAGCCGAUCAAUAUGGAAAAUCGCGCAUCGCCGAUUAUCGUUUAUCAGCUCAGUCAAAGUUGGCAUUUUUAUUUUUAUUUCUCGUCUCGAACAAUCACUAUUUCAUUACCCCUUAUGAAUAUUAUUGCAUACCAGGAUUAUUCUAUUUCGUUUGCGAAAAACGCGCUAGCCAAUCGGGGAUGGAGCACGCGUUCCACCUCGUUUUAUGCAUAAAUAAACCGAGAGGAAAAUGGAACUAUCCCUAUCAGCAGCUUCACUCAGACACGAUAUGAGAAUGAAGAAAUGGAAGAAGAAAAAAAAACAUUAUAACUGAAAAUAAAAAUAAAAGAAAUAAUAAAGAGAAUACGAGAAACACCGUGACAAUAUAUACAUAGAAAUAAUUGCGAGAUAUUUUGUGAACAGGGCUUUUUUACCUAUUUUAUAGUGUAUAAUCUCAGCUUGAACGAAUUGACACCCUUUGAACACAAGAAGAUAAUUAAAUGAACAAAAAGCGAUGAGCAAACAAUAACGAGAAAUAAUGAUUGUAACAAAUGAAUAAAUCAGUCUGUAAAUGCAAAAUAUAGGUAGGAUUGCCGCUGCGGUUAUGGGGAUGAUUCACUGCAACGUGUACUCUAUACAUACGAAUAAUAUUAUCUUAUAUAUAUAUAUAUAUACUUUUUUCUUUUUCUUCUGUUCUUAUUUCAAUUGUUUUUUUUUCACUUACUGUUUGCGCCCUACGUUUGGAUUAUCAUUAUUAUAAUGACCUUAUAUUAUUGUGUAUAUGGUAUAAAUUGUAAAAAGAAACGUAUUUACUAUAUCAUAUUCAUUUCUUGAGGAGUGACUGUCCUCCAAAUGAACAUAUUGUUUUAAAAUAAAUUGAAUGAAUAAAUAAAACAUUGACCAUGUCAAAUUAA
Molecule: messenger RNA, 13547 nt
Organism: Venturia canescens
Lineage: Eukaryota; Metazoa; Arthropoda; Insecta; Hymenoptera; Ichneumonidae
Gene: lilli
Product: lilliputian
Exons: 18
Coding region: 2851-7371 (1506 amino acids)
Biological process (GO): regulation of gene expression
Cellular component (GO): nucleus; super elongation complex
Source: RefSeq, a predicted model, not a curated record